This is a messenger RNA of Nothobranchius furzeri (turquoise killifish), 6225 nucleotides long. Its product is annotated as cilia- and flagella-associated protein 46. Gene Ontology annotation, biological process: axoneme assembly; cilium movement involved in cell motility. Lineage: Eukaryota; Metazoa; Chordata; Actinopteri; Cyprinodontiformes; Nothobranchiidae. The record is from RefSeq and is a predicted model, not a curated record. Gene Ontology annotation, molecular function: protein binding.
GCGGCCGAAGCGCCGAAGGCGGGAAAGUAGAAACCGUUUAGCUAGUACUGUAACUUGUUAAAGGUGACCGUUGGCUCUUAAGCUAACUAUGGAGCGAAAAAUCCGCAAGCUUCUGGCCGACGCGUCGGAAACCAAAGACCCUCGAGCUCUGGAGUCCGCCUUUGCUCUGAUGAAGAGCUCAGCAGCAGCAAGAGCUUGCCGCAGCUUGCCGGACAUGUACGUCGUUUGUGCAGAAACAGCUCUCCAGCUGGGGUGUGUGGAGACGGGUGCAGCGUGUCUGAAGAUGUACUUUGAGGGGAAUCCACCGGAGAAUCUACUGACAUGCCGAGCCCUUCUCGCCCAAGGCCAGCUGAAGGGAGACUUUAAAGAGGCUGCGGUGUGUUUUCUAAAAGCAGUGGAAAUUUCAAAGAAGGAACCAAGGUAUCAUUUCAUGGUGUUCAACGCCUCAGUGCUGUACUUGAAGGCAGCACAUCCUCUCCUGCAUCCAAACAAGUGCUUCCAUGUGGUCCCAUCCUUAAAGCAGAUGGUGCAAAGUCUGGAGGAGGUGGCUGAGCAGGACUACAGCUGGAGAGCUGAGCUCAUCAUGCACUUGGUCCGAUGCCUUGUAGACUCUGGACAGCUGGAGGAGGCUGCAAGUUAUGCCAAAAUUAAAGAAGACUUCUUCAAGACACAUACUCCACAAAAGUACCCAGAACUCUACAAAUUAAUGAUAAAACACCAGCUGUUGGACGACGAUCUCCUCCUUAAAGCCAGCUGCCAGAACACAAUGUUAGCAGUCAUUUACAAAAUGGAGAAGCUAAAAAUGUGUAGCAGCUGGUUAGAGAAUGGCAACUUGCUGACAGAAGAUCUGCAGAAGCUUGAGGAGAUUUUCUAUCUACUGAUGGAAUGUCGCCAAACUACAACUACACCUGUGAAAGAUAUCAACCCCCAGAUCCCAACACCCCUGCUGCCCUCUCAAAGAGUUACCUUACUUCUGGAUUUGGCUGCUCUGUCCUUGCAUGUGAAGCAUCAGAAAGUAGCCGCUGACUGUUUGAGAGAGCUUAAGUCGGCAGGAGAGGCUAACAUGGAGCAGAGCAUAAUAAUGGAAUGUUUCAGCUGUGAAAUUAACCUUCUGGAGAAAGGAGUGAAGAUAAAUGACGACACCAGAGCCAGCAUAGAGGCCUGCCUGAAGGAGGUGAAAAAGCUGGAUCGGUUGUUGCAGACUGCAGUGAAGAAGUCGAGUCCUUGGGCUGUGCAGGUAGUGUGUAACACCCAGUGGAGAUGCUGCCAGCCCCUCCUGAAGCCCAAAUUCAGGAAAUUCGUCAAAAACUCUCUGCUCAACAUGGCCCGAGCUCUGGAACAGAUCCAAAGUAAACUGCUGGAAAUGCGCUGUCAGAUCCACUCAGAGAUGGCAAUAAUUGAAGAGGAGGAAGGGAGUCUGGAGGCUUCUUUGGCUCACCUUCAGAAAGCCAUGCUGCUGGAUGACGGGACACAAGAAGAACACCUAUCAUCCGCUCUCCAGCUCCUGCGGCUCCGAUUGGCCCCCUCCAAAACACUUACCAGGCCUGAGGACAAGGCUGCUUUGCUUAUGCUGCAGGCCAAGGAGAGGCGGCCCCAGAGCACAACAGGCAGUCGUCUUACUCUCGUGUCUGCUGGGCUCCUUUUGGCCCCUGGGGAUUUUCAGACAGUGCUGGAGGCAGACAACACCUCCAAAAGAAACCUUUUACCUGGGCUGGCAGCUCAACUAGCAGCAAAAGCUCAGCAUCACUCCACAAGUGUUCAGAAGGCGGGAGGUCACUUGGCUCGACAGAGCAAGGACAUCGACGGAGCAGAGAGAUUGAAGUUAUGGGCAAGAUUAGCUAAAACAGCCAGACAGCAGGAAGUGUGGGACGUGUGCAGAGCUGCAUGUCGAUUCUGUUUACUCUACGAUGACGGCAGAUGGACGGUGUCCGAGACUAAGAUGUGUAAAGGUUCAAAGAAGAGAGGCGCUCCAGGUUGUCCUGACGGCUGCUGUGGAAGACAAGGCCAUGUGUACACGAUGCGCCUUCUGGCUGAAGUCUACUUUGUGGAUGCUGAGGCUACCAUCCAGCUGCUGCUGGCAGAAGGAGUGAAGCUUAACAGUCCAGCCGUCCCACCGCAGGAUCCGUCGGUGGGUUUCACUGAGGAGGAUCCACACUGGGUUAUUUACAGAGACUGGAUCCAGGCUCAGUCCGACCGGGCGACCUCAUCCUUCCUGAGGGCUGGAGAGCUCGGAGCACAGAUCCAGGAUCAGGAUGUGAUAACGAACACUGCAGUUUACCUGUGGAACUACAAUCUCCACCUGAUGGAAGCUGGAGAAUUCCAGUGUCUGCUUCCCACUUUCCAGAGAUUAGUGGAAAUGCUCCAAGCAACAAAAGACUACGGGAAUCCCGCUUUGUGUAUGUCGUUGUGUAAUGCCGUGGCUCGGGGACUGGUUCAGCAGCUCUCUGAAAGAGGUGGUCCUGAUCUCGCUUCAGCUGAAGCCCAGGGUAUAGACGAAGCUGAGAUGGGGAUGGAGAUGUCUGCUAGCAUCCACGAAGCUUCCCUAAACUGUGCUGCCUUACAAGAUGCUGAAAAGGCUUUAAAGAUGUGUGAGUUGGCCGUGAACAUCUUCAGUAGCAGGACGACUGGAGACACGGUUCCAGCUGCAGCUCUGGAGCCAGUCAUGACCACCUGGGUGGAGAUAAAGAGACUAUUGCAUCAGCCCAUUGAUUCACACAUGGACUGGCUCAAAAGAAAGUGUAAAAACCCUGAAGUGCUUGUGAUGGUGCAAGUUCUGGUGGAGACGCUUCAGUCCAGCAUGAACCCAAAACAUCUGGAGUCUGCGGGUCCCAGAGUCUCAGCUCUGGUGAGAACGGCGUCUGAAUGCCGCUGGUCCGACGCCGUGGUGGAGUUACAGGUGUGGUGCCGGCUGGCUGCCCUCUGCUACAAAAUCGCGGACCACAGCCUGGUGUUGUGCUGCACCCAGAAGGCUUUGCAGCUGGAGGAAGCAGCACUAAAGAGCCUCAACACCACACCCUGCCUUCUGUUUGACCCGGCUGCAGUGAACGAGAUGCUGAGCACAGCCGCUAGUUUGAGAGGUCUGAGUUUAGUCUGCGAGUCCAGUGGAGACCCUAGCAUCUACAGAGAAGCUCUGAAGGUGCUGCGGUCUGGUGUCAGCUUUGCAGAGAAAGCUGGCAAUCUAGACUCGUGUGUCACAGCUGCUGGGCACUUCUGGAACAGCUGUUUGCCUCUGGCAAAGAACCCUGAGGAGAGACGGCAGCUCAAAGAGCCGCUGGAGGGCAUCCUCACCGCCCUGGCCCAUACCACCAGACAUGGAAAUAUGCAGAACAAGGUGAGAGGAUCAGUGGCCCCAGGAGCAAAGCCUAAUGGGAAAUAUCAACAUGAUGAUGACCCGGCCCUAGCACUGAGAGCAGCCAUGUAUGAAUUGUUGGUCAGCAUCCACACUGAGGAAGCAGACUAUGGAGGUGCCCUGCAGUUGUUGAACAGAGCCAUUACAGACAUGCCCCACACCAGACAUCAGCUGCCUCUACUCAAAGAUCGCAUAUUUUUGAAAGCACGACUGGGAGAAAGCAUAGAGCUGGACAUGGAGACAUUAAAAGGUGAAGGAGAAGAGUGCUGUUCGUCAGUGUGGCGCCAGAUAGUUCUGUUGACCAAAGACACCAACCAACAGCUGACCUGCUACCAGAGAGCCAUCAGUUCUCUCACGAGCACGGAGACUUGGUGGUGUAAAGCCGAUAUUUUGCUAGAAUUUGGGCGAUGGCUGUACUUUCACAACUUCCCCAGAGAAGAAGCCCAGCAGCAGAUACAGUGUGCUGUGGACAUCCUUCUAACCCAGGAACCUGCAGAAGCAGCAGACUCAGGAAGUGUGGCCGAAACGAGUUUAACCACAGAAAAACAUGCGUCUUUGCUAGGAGGUCACGGCUCUUUCACACGGAGUGUGUCUGGUCUGAAGGAGGUGUGUCGCCUCAACCUCUUGGUCCAAGCCCACGUUCUCCUCGCUGUUAAUUCAGACAAGUCCUCACAGGAGCAUCAGCUCAACCUGCUCAGGGCACACACCUUCAUCCUCCAAAUAUGGCAGGUCUUGACCUCAGCGGCUUGUCCCGUUUCUGAUGAGAUGGCAAAGAGUCGGCCACCUCAGACUCCUGUUUCUGAUACAAGAUCCAAGAAGAAGAAAGUGAAAAAUUUGACCCCUGCAGAAGAUAAAGCUGCUGUGUUGGAUCAGACUUUUCCUUCCACCGUAAAGGACUGGACUCAGUAUGUCUGCCCCGACCCAGUCAGGCAGGCAUUCAGAACCAGCAACAGCAUCAGCAAGCAGACUCAAAGCCUGUUUUAUUUGACCCUGCUGGAGGAAGAGCUGCUCGCUCUCUCACUCCACCAUCUGACCUUACCCGUACUGCACCUGGCUGAGACCAUCGCUCACGACAUUCUGGAGAGAAGGAGCCUCUCAGAUAUUUACAGACUCAAGAUUGUGAGGACGUGUCUUCAGCUGGGGUUGGACUCAUCUUCACCCUACAAGGAGAAGCUUCUGGAUCUGAGCAGAAUCCAAGAAGAAGAACAAAUGCACUUCAGAGCCCAACUUCUCUUGAGAGAGACGUGGAGCAGCCUUUACAAAGGUUUGAACAUGAACGCUGAUCUAAGGAAAGAUGCGUGUGUUUGGGGUCACUGGGUGGAGAAGGCGGAGCUUUGUCUCAGCUUGGGCCUGCAUCAGUCAGCCUGUCAGCAUCUAGCUGAGGCCCUGCAGGCGGCAUUAGAAUUCGGAGACACGGUCACUGCAUCUAGAAGUUUGCUAGGCCUUGCAGCUCUGGCCUGCAAGGGGCAGAACCACCAGCUGGCUCUCAACCUGUUGGAUGAAGCUCAGUCCCACGGUGGGAACGCUCAAUUCUGGUAUCGCCUCACCCUCAUGAGGGUCUCAGCAACAGUGGGCUGUAUAGACCACGAUUCCCAGACCAAGGUGGAUGCUAUUAUAAAAGGAUGCCGUGAGGCUUUGGAGACUUAUCUGGUUGGAGGGCAGGGAGAUAACAGAAUCCAAGAUCUGGAGUUCAUGAUCACCUCAUUAAAUAAAAGAGGUGCUGUGGAAGACAUCCGUGCCGUCAGAGCUAAAGCUGCAGAGACGCUGGGCGCUGACGCGGUCCAGAGGCUAACUGCUGCCUGUCAAACACUUGAAGAGUCAGCCGGUGGUUUCACCAAACUCAGCCUCCACAGCCAGGCAGCAGAGGCACAUCAGGAGUGUUCCCAUGGCCUCGGGCUUCUAGCCUCCUGUUUUACUCACCAAGAGCAGAAACGCCGUUUCCUGCUCCAAGGCUUUUCCCACAUGCAGCUAGCAGUCACGCUGCAGGAGCGCGUGGCGUCAGAAGCUCGGAGGCUGCUCCCUCUCGAGGAGGGUCACGACCUUUCGCUGCCAGCUGAUAGGAGGCUUCAGCACCUGCGGUUGUGCCUGGCAGAGUUUUCUCUGGACAUGCUGGAGGAGCAUUGUGAAGAGGAGAUGUGCCAAGCUUUGGCUCGUGCGAAGAUAACCCCUGCUGAAGUGGCACUGCAGGAGUUUACUCGCAGCACACCUGAGCCCAACUCCACAGAGCAGGAAUGGGUGAGAGCUGUCAGAACCUCGGAGCAGGUGGCUCAGAGCCAGCUGGCCGCAGUCAGCGUUCAGCCGUCGGACAACGUGGAGAUCACGGCUCGCUGCCUGAGCCUGAUGGGAAAGCUCCAGAGACUGCUGGCGGUGCAGGAGGAGCCCACGUGUGUGAAGGCCCUCUGGGACAGAAGAAAGCCGCAAUCCUGUUCGGGUUCUGGUGGCUUUCCCACAGCAGAGCAGAAUUCCGAGAAAGCCAGCGAUUCAAGCGAAGAUAAACCGAGUUUGGCCUCUGCUACAAGUGCUUUUCUGCAGACUCAUGAGCAGUUCAAGUCUUCUUCCAAAGACGAUGCUAAAAGUCCACGCUGAACGCGUGUCUGGACCCCGUUUGGGAUGCAGCCAAGAGAUGUUUUCUGGUUUGGUGUUUUUGUCAUUUGGAGUGAAUUUGCAUGAUUUUGUUCACGUAAACGAUUUUAUUUUAAGAAAGAUUCAUGUUUAGUUUGAGGUUAAUAAAAGUUCUUGGUAUUCAAGUUCAGGAGAAUUUUGUUUACAGUUUGUAAUUUAAAGUUUGUCUCAGAGAGAUUGUCUGAGUGCUGCGACAGCAAACAAACAUUUCAGAGAAAAGUCGUUUUGUUAAUAAAAGACUUGGUUUUACUGUU